AUGCAACAGCCUCCAACAACGUUGCGUGAGAUUCGGAAUACCUUCGAGCAAGUGACUGACGCACAAUUCUACAGCUUUUUCCAUCCAGCCGGCUUAACGAUUAACGAGAAGAAAGUCAUGAUGCGAUACAUGCGCUCAUUCGGCUUCAGCCUCACUUUCCUCGAACGCCAGGAGGCGGAUGAUUUGAAACAUGGUACCAUGCUAUAUUUGUUGCACAACGAGCGGCAGAGUUUGUUGUUGUAUGCUUUGUACGACGAAGUUCGGAUGAAUAAAGUGGCGAUGCAUCUGCAACUGGCAUGGUUGAGGGUGGCGGAACUGGCAUACGUCCCUUACGAAGGCGCGAGUACACUGACUUCUUACAUUGCAUUUUUGAACGAUAAUUGGCCAAGGGAUCUGCUGGCAUAUAAGCCGCCACAUCCCCACGAUGAAAGGUUCCAACAUGAAGAUGCUGCUGGUUAUUUUGGGAAUAUGUUCGCGCCGAUAAAAACUUGCAAAGCAGAGUUUGUUAUUAGGCCCAAACAAAAUGGACAGGUAACGCAGCAGAACGCCACAAUUCCUGAUCAGCCGGUCCCGAUUGGCCCUGAACAACAAAUUACACCAAUUAACCGUCUUUGCCAUUGGGUCGGACCGAUCCCAAAGCCAAGGUGGAAUGCCCUGGACGCGGUCACAAUGCUAAAGGAUGAUGUUCAACAGCAGCUCAGAGAGGUACCAACAAGUGUAAAUAAAUUCACGCAGUUUUUAUUGAAAAUCGUCAAUUGCUUUGACGAAAUCUUUGGGCGUCUUCUCACCGACAGGGACAUUGCACUGACCCCCUUACUCCGCGAGUUCUGGAACGAAAAUCGGGAGAAGCUUAACAGCUUAACAGCGAGAAGCGACAUCAAGCCGUGCAGUUCGAAGACUUCCGACGGACAGCCAGGCCCUUCCAGGCACAAGAGAAAGGCUGAAGACGAAGCAAUGCGCCCCGAGGGUGAAGAUAUUUUUAUACACAAAACG
Molecule: messenger RNA, 993 nt
Organism: Mesorhabditis spiculigera
Lineage: Eukaryota; Metazoa; Nematoda; Chromadorea; Rhabditida; Rhabditidae
Source: the annotation of a GenBank genome assembly